This is a messenger RNA of Elephantulus edwardii (Cape elephant shrew), 1985 nucleotides long. RefSeq names its product transcription factor 3 (gene TCF3). Lineage: Eukaryota; Metazoa; Chordata; Mammalia; Macroscelidea; Macroscelididae. The record is from RefSeq and is a predicted model, not a curated record. Gene Ontology annotation, biological process: regulation of transcription by RNA polymerase II; immunoglobulin V(D)J recombination. Bases 1 to 1935 code for a protein of 644 amino acids. Gene Ontology annotation, cellular component: transcription regulator complex. Gene Ontology annotation, molecular function: RNA polymerase II cis-regulatory region sequence-specific DNA binding; protein dimerization activity; DNA-binding transcription factor activity, RNA polymerase II-specific. The transcript is spliced from 18 exons.
AUGAACCAGCCACCGAGGAUGGCUCCGGUGGGUACAGACAAGGAGCUCAGUGACCUCCUGGACUUCAGCAUGAUGUUCCCGCUGCCCGUGGCCAAUGGGAAGGGCCGGCCCGCCCCCCUGGUUGGCGCCCCCUUCACAGGCUCAGGUCUUGACGAACGGCCCAGCUCGGGCUCCUGGGGCGCCGGCGACCAGAACAGUUCCUCCUUUGACCCCAGCCGGCCCUAUGGGGAGGGCCCCCACUUCAGUGAGUCUCGUGGCUGCCUGUCUUCAUCCCCGUUCCUGGGACCUGGCCUCACAGGCAAAGGCAGUGAGCGGGCCCCAUAUGCCUCUUUCGGGAGAGAAGCUGGCAUUGGUGGUGUGAAUCAGGUUGGCUUCCUGCCGGGCGAGCUAGCCCUCAGCAGCCCUGGGCCGCUGUCCCCCUCAGGUGUCAAAGGCAGUGCCCAGUAUUACCCUCCAUAUCCCAGCAAUCCCCGGCGGAGACCCGCGGACGGCAGCAGCCUGGACUCCCAGUCCAAGAAGGUCCGGAAGGUGCCACCGGGGCUCCCGUCAUCGGUGUACCCACCCAGCUCAGGGGAUGACUACAGCAGAGGCCCCGCCGCCGAUCCCGCCGGCAGGACUCCUGGCAGCUACCCCACGCCCUUCUACAUGGCCGAUGGCAGCCUGCACCCUUCGGCUGAGCUCUGGGGGCCCCCAGGCCAGGCAGGUUUUGGGCCCAUGCUGAGUGGGGGCUCCUCCCCGCUGCCCCUCCCUCCUGGGGGCACCUCUGCAGGCAGCAGCGUCCUCAGCGGCCUUCACCAGCAUGAGCGCAUGGGCUACUCGCUACAUGGAGCCGAGGUGAACGGCGGGCUGCCUGCCGUGUCCAGCUUCUCGUCGGCACCUGGAGCUGCCUACAGCAGCGUCCCCAGCCAUACCCCGCCAGUCAGUGGAGCGGACAGCCUUCUGGGCUCCCGAGGGACCACGGCCGGCAGCUCUGGGGACGCCCUUGGAAAGGCCCUGGCCUCGAUCUAUUCCCCGGACCAUUCCAGCAACAACUUCUCGUCCAGCCCCUCGACCCCCGUGGGCUCCCCCCAGGGACUGGCAGGGAGUUCUCAGUGGCCCCGAGCAGGAGCCCCCGGUGCCUUAUCACCCAGCUAUGAUGGGGGCCUUCACAGCCUGAACAAGCUGGAGGACCACUUGGACGAGGCCAUCCAUGUGCUACGUAGCCACGCUGUGGGCACAGCCAGUGACAUCCACAUGCUGCCCGGCCCUGGCGCCCUGGCCUCAGGCUUUGCCAACCCCACCAUGUCGCUGGGUGGCCGACAUGGUGGCCUGGCAGGAGGCGGCCACACAGAAGAUGGGGUGUCAGGCGGCGCCGGACUGCUGCACAACCACGUAUCCCUGCCCAGCCAGCCCAGCGCACUCCCUGACCUCUCUCGGCCUCCCGACACCUACAGCAGCCUCGGGCGGCCCGGCACGGCGCCCGGUGAGAUCAAGCAGGAGGAGAAGGAGGACGAGGAGAGCCCCUCGCUAGCCGACAACUCAGAGGAGGAGAAGAAGGAGCUGAAGCCCCCGCGCACGCGGACCAGCAGUGCGGAGGAAGUGCUGUCCCUGGAGGAGAAAGACCUGAGGGACCGGGAGAGGCGCAUGGCCAAUAACGCGCGGGAGCGGGUGCGCGUGCGGGACAUUAACGAGGCCUUCCGGGAGCUGGGCCGCAUGUGCCAGCUGCACCUCAAGUCGGACAAAGCACAGACCAAGCUGCUCAUCCUGCAGCAGGCCGUGCAGGUCAUCCUGGGCCUGGAGCAGCAGGUGCGAGAACGCAACUUGAACCCCAAAGCAGCCUGCCUGAAGCGGCGAGAAGAGGAGAAAGUGUCUGCUGUGGUCGGAGACCCCCAGAUGGUGCUGUCAGGCACCCACCCAGGUCUGGGGGAGGCUCACAACCCCACUGGGCACAUGUGAGGUAUGCACACAUGGUCCUGGGUCAGCGUCCACCUAUUCACACCCAGGUG